AUGGGUGGCCAUAACCACCACAGCCAACAUAAUCACCACCAGCAACAGCAGCAACAUAUGGACACAUCGGGACAUCCACCCAUAAUGCCCUCUUCUGCUUCCUCGUCGUCCAUUUCUUCUUCGGACGCUCCAGGGGGUAGUUUUGCGCCUCGCUCGGUUUCGACAUCGUCCUUGUCACAGCUCAGUCAUUCGUCAUCGUCCCAGCAGCAUUCGCCGCAGUACUCGCAUACGCCUUCUUCGUCGUUCAGCAUCCAGCAACAGCAGCAACGACCACCCAUCCCUCCUGGCCAUCAUCAGCCUCGUCUUCAUCAUAGUGUCUCUGCGGGGAACAUUGCGAUGAUGGCGCAAUCGAGCCGGUACGGUGGCGGGUCCUCUGGCGUCUCAGGAGUUUCGGGAUUCGGUGGCGGUGGCGGUGGCGGUGGAUUAGUGGGAACAUCAUCUAUGAACGCAAGUGCGAUAGUGCCACCAAAGAAAAAAGACCCCUAUGCGACAGCCUGGAGGACGUACUCCAAGAUCGCCGAGGAGUUGCAGCUCCUGAACCCGGACGGAUCUCUCUACCCGAUCUCGAAGGAAGCUAUCCUCAAGUACCUCCACCACCAGUCCAAGCGGAUCAAGUCGAGUAACCUGCAUUGGUAUGUAAAUGGACUCAAAAAGCAUCAGGAGAACUUGGGGUUCCCUUGGGAUGACGUUCGGUAUGAUGAGCAGGUUGUCGGAUUGCUGAAGGAGUUGACACUGCAUCCAGUCAUGAUGGGUGAGAGUAAUGGUGGUGGUGGUGGUGGAGACGAUGAGAAUCAUGGGUAUGGAGGUAACCGGCAGCGUCAGGCUAGCAGCGGGAUGUAUCCUCUUGGUGCCGGAGUUGGGAGUGGUAGAACUGGUGGGCACCAUUAUUCGUCGUCUUCGAUUGAUACCACUCGGAUUGCCAAUUUGUCCAUCUCUCAACCGCCCCCCUCUCACACACAAGCUCAGCAGCAACAGCAACAACAGCAGCAACAACAACAACACGGCCAGGCGUUCGUCAAUGUGGGAUUGAAGCAGCACCACCAGAGCCACCAACAAUACUUGCAACAGCAACAACAGGCCCAUCACCAUUCCCAAAGAAUCCAGCAGCCUCCGCCUCCCAAGCCGUAUUAUCAUUCUGCCCCGAUACAGUUGCCGAAUUCAUCAUCACCGUCAGCAGUUUCGGGUCUACAUGCAAGGACCCCGAGCACUCAAGACCUGGUGGGAGCCUCUGGUGGGAUACAUCAGGGCCGCACUGCUACUGCUGGCGGAAUUCAGCAGCAACAAUACUCUCAGCAUCAGCAGCAGCAACCAUUGAGUCAUGCACUUCGAUCUGAGCCCAUGGCCGGUGGUGCUCACGUCAGUAGCGCCUUGUCCAAGCGCAAACGAGACGACUUUGCCUUCAAAAAGCGCCGUAUGCCUUCAUCUAUGAGCAUGGAAGGAGACGAACAUGAUGAGGAUGACUUGCAAGAUGAUGAUUUCAAGGACGAUGACGACGAUGAUCUGGACGCGCGACGUGGAACUGGACAUCACAACCACCGUGGCCACCAUCACGAUCCGGAUGAUUCAGAUGAGGCGGAAGACUCAAAUCGAUACCAGCCUUUGAAGCGUCGCGCCUCGACGGGGACUCUACUCAAUCAAGCCCGCGCAUGUGCGGUCAAGCAUGUCCCAGGACCAUUCGCACCUGACGAAGAGCACACCCAAGGAUCAACAACCGACCCUCAUACUGCCUCUGCUACUUCUGGUGGUGGAACUCCACCGCCCCACAGAACGCUCCACCACCGCGUCUCGUCUUCUGGACUCAAUGGCACCGCGAACCGACAUCACAACCUGCAAAGCCAUCGGUCUUAUCAAAACCUUCGUCACCACCAUCAAGGCAGUAACAAUGGCCAGCACCAUUCGCAGCGGCAGCACCAUCUCCGGUCACCUUCUCCUGAACUUCGGGAGACUAUUACUUCUUCGUACCGCCACCAGCGCCAGCACUCUUCCUCGAUGGCGGAAUCAUCAGACUCUCAGAACGCCGAUCCCCAAGCAGCUGGAGCCACGGCACAAACACCAACAACGAGUGCACAAACACCUACCAAAACGUCGGGAAAGACGACAGUGCAGUUCUCGGAUGUGGUCCAAUGUGCAUCCCAGCUACAGGCCAUGUAUGGACUCCGGUGCAAGGAUCAUCCUUGGGGGUGUGUCGAGAUCACGGAGGAUCGGCAUUUGGAACUGACGAUGAAGAUGUACCUUGAUUGGGCCGGACUUGUUGCGAGUGAGCGGCUGACGAUGAACGAGUUGCCGGACCUGCCAGACUUUAGGGACAUCCAUCCUCGACCUUUGGUUAGUGGACCCCCCGGUGGCGGCACAUUGAAGCGUAUGGUGUCGACGCCUCUCUCGUCCUCACUUGCAAGCAUCACCAGAGGAGGCCAUUCCGGUGGAAUUGAAUCCUCACGACCCAUCGCUACUACUAUCACUCGCGGCGAGGGUGGUGCUUCAGAAGAAGAUGACGACGAGGCUACAACACCGACCCGCACGACAGCAGCAUCUUACUUUGGACCAUACCGAUCUCCAACCUCUUCUUCGCCACAGAGUCACACGACGACCGCGACGACGCUGGCACACGAGAAAGACACUCCAGCCUCCGAUGAGGGACCAAGCGAAGAAGGAUUGGUCGACCAACACCGAACUCGUAUGUCGACGGCGUCACCGCCUCCACACACCAUCUUGAGACCUACUUCUGCGAUGGCGCGGCGGUCCCCACCUUCUUCGCCCGAUGGUGGGUGUACUUCCCCUUCUGCGGGGCCGACUGAGGAGAAGUCGAUGAUGAUUGCGCGUGUCAAGAAGAUGCCCAGCACGCCUAGUCUGCGCCAACAGCAUCAGGAUCACCAGUACAUGGAUGAUCAUCAACAUUACCGCCAUGAUAGCGCACGCGCAAGGCAUUCUCAGCCUCCACCUCCACUUCCAGGUUCUUCGCCUUCUGGACCUUCCUCCGCAUCAGUGGCGGCAUUGAGGGGUCAUCAGCAUAGUGGAUCCACCGUGUCCGACGACCUCCUCUCAGACGAAGAGGAUGAAGAACCGGAAGCUGAUGAAGACGAUGAUGAUGAGGAGGAUAAUGACAUGGACGUGAACCAUUACGCGUUGAGUCCAUGGGCUCCGGCACCGGCGUUCGUCCUCGCUGACGCGCGGCUGCGUGGGAGUCGCAACAUGGGCCCGACGGCGCGUCGACCAAACGCUACUCCAGCUCCUGCAGGAUUGUCCGUUGGUGGUAGUAAUGUAGAGGAGGAUGCCGAGACGAAGACGCGGUCUAGACUUCGAGACGGAACGGCCGAAGGCGAUGAAGCGGUCUCCCUUACCACUACCGCAAUGGUUCUGGACCCUGAAAGUUCCGUCCUCCAGAUAGGUGACCUCGCAUCGCACGGUCAUACCCUCCUAACUCCCAAAGGGAGAGGUAACGAUGGCGUUGAUGAACCGGUAGAGGUCACAACCCACGUCUUAGACUCCAUGAUGAUUGGUGGUCGCCAUCGCCAUCACGCAGGAUCGUCGUCGUCGUCAUCGUCGGAGGUGGCGGUUAUGGAUGUUGAUGAGGACAUGGAAGGAAGAAUAGGAGGUGGUAGUAAGAAGGAGGUCGCUGAAGUGUCACCGCUACAACAACAGCAGGAGCAGGCGCUAAAAGAACUUGAUGGGGGGAAUCUUCAGGAGCAGGAAAAGGGACUAGAGCUGUCAACAGCAACGACAGCGACGGCUGCAUUCGCUCAGUAG
Messenger RNA from Linnemannia hyalina, 3744 nucleotides. The record is from the annotation of a GenBank genome assembly. NCBI's taxonomy places the organism in Eukaryota, Fungi, Mortierellomycota, Mortierellomycetes, Mortierellales, Mortierellaceae.